AUGCUGGAGGCUUUUGAAGUCCUGACCACCUCCGGCGUGGUGCUGUGGUCCAAGUCGUACGCACCAGUGGGGGCCCAUGUUAUUAACAGCCUGAUCAACGACGUUUUUAUCGAGGAGAAAGUCGUGCCACAGAGCGCCUCGGGCACCGGCGUAUCGCCAGUAUUCAAGAAGGAGAAAUACACGCUGAAAUGGCGACGCAAUAAGGAGUUCAACUUGAUCUUUGUGGCCGUUUACCAAUCGCUCCUCCAUCUCGGAUGGAUCGACCGACUUCUGGAGAACAUUUCGACCAUCUUCAUCGACCUCUACAAGGACCAGCUGAAGGGGAACCGCACCCGGAUCACGACCUACCGCUUCGACCCGUACUUUGAGCAGCAAGUCCGCGAGCUAGAGGACAACACUGGCAGCGUCGCGGAGACUUAUUCUGCAGAGAUCGAUGACAAGAAGGACCCGCUGGUCUCAUCGGACAAUGGAGGUCCUCCGCCGCCGCCUGUUCCCGGCUUCUUGAAGGCGCAGCAUUCAGCUGCGCGAGCCGGGGCGACCUCGGACGAGGGCACGCCACCGGCAACUCCUGAUACUUCUAGAUCUACAACACCCGUCACGGGCCACCUCCUCACUACCAAAGCUGGUCCCAGUGGUCGAGUCUCUCGCCGUGCGCGCAAGGCCGCGAACGCAAGCGCGAAUGCCUCAUCUGGUGACGAACACUCUCGCAACCGCAAGCCGGCCAAGGGCUCUGCGAAGAAGAUGCGCAAGUGGGACGCUGACGGAUUCGCGGAUGAGGAUGAUGGUGAGAUUUUGGACUACUCUGCUCCGGCGGAUGAUGGCGAGGCGGCCGCUCCUGCUGUCGAGGCUGUCUCACAGGACGAUUGGGGUCGACGAACUGGUAAGGGCCAGUUUGUCUUGAAGGAGCUAGGCGAGGAGGUUCACAGUAUUCUGGACCAUGCGGACGCUGAAAAGUCCAAGGACGGCGCGAGCUCUGGUAUGGUGGGAUCUGGCUUCAAUGCCAUCGGUGGCUUCUUCCGCAACAUUGUCGGCGGCAAGACCCUGACCGAGUCGGAUCUCCAGAAGCCCUUGAAGGCAAUGGAAGACCAUCUGCUGAAGAAGAACGUUGCCCGUGAAGCCGCCGUCCGCCUGUGCGAGGGUGUGGAGCGUGAGAUGGUCGGAAAGAAGACCGGCAACUUCCAAAGCGUCGAUGCAGCCCUGCGCAUUGCCAUGGAGGCAUCGCUGCGCAAGAUCCUGACACCCACCUCUUCACUAGACCUGCUCCGAGAGAUCAACGCCGUGACUGCCCCAACCACCAAGCAGCACGCCCCCCGACCCUACGUGAUGUCUAUUGUCGGUGUCAACGGAGUCGGCAAGUCCACCAACCUCAGCAAAAUCUGCUUCUUCCUGCUGCAGAACAACUACCGCGUCCUCAUCGCCGCCUGUGACACCUUCCGAUCCGGAGCCGUGGAACAACUCCGCGUCCACGCCCGCAACCUGAAAGAACUCAGUGCUCGCGAGAACGUGGGCGAAGUCGACCUCUACGAAAAGGGCUACGGCAAGGACGCAGCCAACGUCGCCAAGGACGCCGUCGACUACGCGGCCGCCAACAAGUACGACGUCGUCUUGAUCGAUACCGCCGGCCGCCGCCACAAUGACCAGCGACUGAUGUCCUCGCUUGAGAAGUUCGCCAAGUUCGCCAACCCGGACAAGAUCUUCAUGGUUGGUGAGGCGCUUGUUGGAACGGACAGUGUCAUGCAAGCCCGCAAUUUCAACCAGGCUUUUGGAACGGGUCGCAAUCUGGAUGGCUUCAUAAUUAGCAAGUGCGAUACCGUGGGCGAUAUGGUCGGCACACUGGUGAGCAUGGUUCAUGCGACAGGUAUUCCGAUUGUUUUCCUGGGUGUUGGACAGCACUAUGGUGAUCUGCGUGGAUUGAGUGUGCCUUGGGCUGUUAGUCUACUGAUGAAGUGA
Messenger RNA from Penicillium argentinense, 1950 nucleotides. Its product is annotated as signal recognition particle receptor subunit alpha. Gene Ontology annotation, molecular function: GTPase activity; ATP hydrolysis activity; GTP binding. The transcript has 3 exons. Lineage: Eukaryota; Fungi; Ascomycota; Eurotiomycetes; Eurotiales; Aspergillaceae. The record is from RefSeq and is a predicted model, not a curated record. The coding region runs from base 1 to 1950 and encodes 649 amino acids. Gene Ontology annotation, biological process: SRP-dependent cotranslational protein targeting to membrane. Gene Ontology annotation, cellular component: signal recognition particle receptor complex; endoplasmic reticulum membrane.